AUGGCAGAAAAAAAGAUGUCGACGUGCCGGAGGAAUCAUCUCAAGAGCUUGCUGCUGCAGAUCGGUGAGGCGAUGCUGAAGGAAGAGGCAGAGGAGAAGGAGAAGGAGAAGAUGAUGUACAUGGAGGAGAAAUGCCCUGAUCUCUCCAUCCCUGGCUGCAUGCAGGAGCUCCAGGAGCUGUGCCGAAAACUUCACAAGGAGAUCGAUCUGGUGGACGAGGAACGAUACGACAUGGAGAUCAAAGUGAACAAGUCCAACAAGGAGAUCGACGACCUGAAGUUGAUGGUUCAGGAUCUGAACGGGAAGUUUAAGAAGCCGGCCCUGAAGAAGGUGCGGAUGUCGGCUGACGCCAUGCUGGCCGCCCUGCUGGGGUCCAAACACAAAGUGUCCAUGGACCUGAGAGCCAACCUGAAGCAGGUCAAGAAGGAGGUGAAAGAGGAGGAGAAGCAGACCGCCGACUGGAGGAAGAACAUUGAAGACAAAGCCGGGAUGGACGGCAGGAAGAAGAUGUUCGAGACAGAGGCCUGAACUCCAGUGUGUUGAUCUGCAUUAUUCAUUUCUGUGUAUUACUGU
Messenger RNA from Thunnus maccoyii (southern bluefin tuna), 573 nucleotides. RefSeq names its product troponin I, fast skeletal muscle-like. The coding region runs from base 1 to 528 and encodes 175 amino acids. Gene Ontology annotation, cellular component: troponin complex. Gene Ontology annotation, biological process: muscle contraction. The transcript is spliced from 6 exons. Lineage: Eukaryota; Metazoa; Chordata; Actinopteri; Scombriformes; Scombridae. The record is from RefSeq and is a predicted model, not a curated record.